This is a messenger RNA of Aspergillus nomiae NRRL 13137, 1416 nucleotides long. Its product is annotated as MFS multidrug transporter. The record is from RefSeq and is a predicted model, not a curated record. The transcript is spliced from 6 exons. Bases 1 to 1416 code for a protein of 471 amino acids. NCBI's taxonomy places the organism in Eukaryota, Fungi, Ascomycota, Eurotiomycetes, Eurotiales, Aspergillaceae. Gene Ontology annotation, molecular function: transmembrane transporter activity. Gene Ontology annotation, biological process: transmembrane transport.
AUGGCCGAUCAACCCGCCAACAACGCCCCGCAAAGUCAGUCCAGCCAUUCUUUUCUGGACAGGCUGAAGGGCUUCUUUGGCUUUGAUAACAACAAUGUCGAUCCCGAGGAAUUGCGUAACAGCAGGAUAUCGAAAUCCACACUUGGAACGGUCCAAAUGAUCCUGAGAACCCGUAUGUUCAACUGGAGUCUCAAGUACAAAUGGCUCCUAACGGUCACCGUCUGCUUUAUCUCCAUCUUGACUGGACUUCCGGCAGGAACAUAUGGCUCUGGAAAUGACUGGAUGGAAGAGAAGUUCCAUGUCCAGAACUCCCCCUUUCCCAAUCUGUACUGGGCUACGACGUCCUGGAAUAUGGGCGCUGCCUUCUGGCCGUUGAUUUUUGUGCCUCUCACUGAGUCUUCUGGCCGCAUGCUGGGUAUCGCACUUGGCCCCUUCAUCGGUUCGGCCAUUGUGCAGAUCCACAAGUCUGACCCCUGGCGUUGGAUCUUCUACAUUCAGAUUAUCUAUAAUGCCGCUCUUAUUCCCGUAUUUUACCUCAUCCUCAGCGAAACCCGCCCAGAUGUGAUCUUGAAGAAACGGGCACGAAAGAUCCGGAAGGAAACCGGCCGACCUGUGUAUGCCCAAGCGGAGCUUGACAAGGUCAGCACUCUCAAACUCCUGCAGAUCUCCUUCCAACGUCCUACGCGCAUGCUCGUAACUGAGCCUGUCGUCAUCUUCUUCACACUCUGGAUCAGCUUUGCCUGGGGUAUCUUGUAUCUAUUCUUCUCCAGUGUGGUCCAAACCUACAGCACCAACUAUGGCUGGGGCAGUAUGGCCACCGGUCUCGUCCAGCUCGCUAUCUCCGUGGGUGCCGUCAUCGGCACAGCCAUCAACCCUCUCCAGGACUGGAUCUAUCAGAGUUCAGCCAAACGCAACUCCGAAAAGCCCGGGAAGCCCAUCCCCGAGGCUCGCCUCUACACCGCUAUUCCCGGUAGCUUGCUCUUCGCAGGCGGUCUGUUCUGGUAUGGCUGGGCCAGUAUGCCCGAUGUGCAUUGGAUUGUGCCCACCAUCGGCAUCACAGCCGCCGGUAUCGGUAUCUACUCCAUAUACAUGGCCGUGGUCAACUACCUCACCGACGCAUACGAGAAAUAUGCCGCCUCAGCUCUGUCGGCUGCUUCGUUGGGUCGUAACUCAUUCGGUGCUUUCUUGCCCUUGGCCUCGCCUCAGCUGUUCUCGAAUCUCGGCUUCGGAUGGGCCGGUUCCUUGUUGGGCUUUAUCGGUAUCGCGCUGUCGGUUGUCCCUGUCGUUUUGGUGCUAAAGGGUCCUCAAAUUCGUCAUCGUAGUCCGUUCAUGCGCGAAUCUAUGUGGACUUCAGACGAGGUUGAUGAGAAGGAUGAGCCUAGUGUGGAGAAGGUCCCUACUGCCGAGAUCCCGUAA